This is a messenger RNA of Labeo rohita (rohu), 4784 nucleotides long. RefSeq names its product class II, major histocompatibility complex, transactivator (gene ciita). NCBI's taxonomy places the organism in Eukaryota, Metazoa, Chordata, Actinopteri, Cypriniformes, Cyprinidae. Gene Ontology annotation, biological process: positive regulation of transcription by RNA polymerase II; positive regulation of MHC class I biosynthetic process; inflammatory response. The record is from RefSeq and is a predicted model, not a curated record. The transcript is spliced from 20 exons. Gene Ontology annotation, molecular function: ATP hydrolysis activity; ATP binding; protein binding. Bases 1158 to 4256 code for a protein of 1032 amino acids.
UAGGCGCGAUAUGUGAACGGCCCCGUAAGGGCUCGGUGAGGAGCGUGAAGCGCUACCAUAGUGCAUUGUUCAGCUUCAACCCUAAUCCACCACACUUGGACCAGCUAAUCAAGGUGUUCCGGACUGCUUAAUUACAGCCAGGUGUGUUGAAGCAGGGUUAAGGUAGCUCUUCAGGAGCAAGGUUAGAGAACCCUAGUCUUUACUGAGUAAUUAAAGACAGCUCAUUAGCUCUUUAUUUUUAUCUCUGUUGUGCUUGGUCCCUUAACUACUGCUUGCAGCUAUAUUUCACAUUAUUCUCAUUAUUCAAGAUGUUUAUUCUCACAGACCGUUAAACUUUAUAUGAAGGGCUGUGUUUGUCAGAACGCCGCCCACAGAAAACGUAGUACACAGUUUCACUGACAUCUUACCCCAGUCUCAGCGCAGAACUUGAGGAGAAAAAUGCUUGAUCAGUUUCUAUGAGUAAUAACUCCAUUAAAGCAAUAGUUAAAUGUGGCUAACUUUAAACUGUUGCUUUUGGGCAGAAUACCAGUCCAUAAUCCAUAAUAACAUUUCCUCAGUGAAAAGUUAAUCCUUUUGUCCUUUUCACAUAUUUGUUGGCCUGUUUUGAAUUGUUUUCACUUGUAAACUGUAAUCUGUGCAUAUAUCUCUCCUGAUUCAGGUGAGAUGACUUUUUCACUGAAGAGGCAACGUAAUGGAUAGAGGACCCAUAUUUUUAGUUAAACUGCAGCAUACUAGGCCAGCAGUGAAACUGUCAAUAUAUUUAUGUAAAUACUGUCCACAUUUACAGUAAGUGCUUAAUAUUUCUAUGUGUUGCAGUUUGCACCCACAAGGAGGUAACAGUGCCUGACAGGAUGCACCUGUAAUCAGAUCUCUCACAGACACUAGAAUUGCUUUCUAAGCACGCUGUGCCGCAUAGACUCUGAAGAUGUUUUGUUUCUUUCAUGGGGAUUGCAGAUCAAAAAGAAAGAGAGUUCUAAAAGAUGUCAAGGUGAAACCCAACAGCAGCCACUAAAACUUCUAAUGGUAGACGCCCUUCCUCAACUGACUUGACUGAGUUAGUGAAUGGUAAAUUAGGCCAAAUGUGUUGUCACCAGCAAACCAGGCAGGCAUAAAGGAAAUUUUAUGAUGCUGAAUCGCAAGAUAACGUCCCAGACCCAAUGUCUGAACUUUUACCUGACAGUGUCCUCUUGGAGUAUCUGGAGUCUUUUGAAGAUGAUUUCGAUCCCAACUUCUUCGAUAACUUUUCGGUUGACACAGACACAACUUUCACGCCAAUACCAGAAAAUGCUUCUGUCCUAAAUGAAGUGGAAAACAAUAAGCGAAAAGCUGAUUCAGAUAAACGCCGAAGACCGAAACGCAAACGAGCAACACCACCAUGCCCUGAAAGUCCCUCAGCAAACGGAAGAUCACCCACCAUAACCCCUGACAGUAGUUUCCAUCUGAGCUCAAGUCCAUUCCAGCAUGUACUACGCAUUCCCUUCAGCCCCCCUCUUCUGCCCUCUAGUGGUGGUUCACCACUACAAUUUAUCCAGACGAUCAGCCCUCUUACGCCACCUCUUAUAGGCACUGUGGUUCCAACAGGGCCUACGUAUGUAAUUGUGUCGCCCCAGUGUGUGAGUCCAGGCACUCAGAUAAUUCCUCUUUCACCUGCUGAUGGCACAGUUGCCCCGUUAGAGCUCACUGGUUCCAUGCUUCCAGUUGGCUCAUCCUCAGACAGCGCAUUCCCGGGUUUGCAAUCUGUAGACACUCCCUCCCCUACAAAAGGAAGCCCACAAAAAAACAACGAUUCCACACUUUCAAAAACUGAAAGGAAAACCCGCCCAGAGGCACCAGAAUGUGUUAAGGACUACAUCAAUCACAUGAAAUCCCACAUGAGUGAUGUCUGCUGCUCUAUGCGUGGAGGCAUGGGAAUGGAGUCCCACUAUGUGGAUAUGCAUCUGGUUCAAAGGAAACUCCUUAUCAAAUCCGGCAAGAAUGCAAACAAGUGUUUGGAGAAAGAACUGGUCGUCCUUAGUGAUUCAGAGCGAAGGAAAGCGAAGCUGGACAGAAGCCAGUUGUUUCAUAACAGUGAUUCCAAACCAAAACAGUCAGUUGCUCUCCUCGGAAAAGCCGGAGUGGGGAAAACCACGUUCAUUCAGCGUUUAUGCUUGGACUGGGCAAGUGGCAGCCUGCCUCAAUUUCAGUUUGUUUUUUUGUUGAACUGUAAAAUUUUAGACCUCACCCAAUCUAACUACAGCUUGAAAGCUUUACUGUUCGAUUUGUCCGUGUCUCCUCGCUGCGAGGACACAGACUCUGUGUUCAAACAUAUUCUGUCUUGUCCCGAUGAAGUUCUCAUUAUCUUUGACAGCUUUGAUCACAUCAAAGACUUUGAGGGGCUUCUCCAGUCCCCUGCUAAAUCACACACAAACACUAAAUACACCGUCAAACAGCUAUUUUCAGGUUUGUUCCAAAAGGAAAUCCUCUCAGGCUGCACGCUUCUCAUUGCCACGAGACCUAAAGACGUUUUAAAUCAGGUGCUUCGAAAAAUGGACAGCCUUUUGGAGCUUUGCGGCUUCUGUCCUGAGGACAUUGAGUUGUAUACGUCAAAAUAUUUCAGGGAUGCUUCCCUCCAAGAAAAUGCACUAAAACAGAUUAGGAAUCACAGGUACAUAUCCAGUUUAUGCUCCAACCCGCUGCUUUGCUGGACUACCUGCUUCCUGCUCGAGCAGCAAGACGGCUGCAGUGAUGAUUUGCCUUCAACUUUCACGGACUUGUGCCAAAGAGUGACCUCCAAGCAUCUGCAAGAGGCUAGCCUUGGAAUUAGCUCAUUGGGUAAAAACAGUAAACAGCUAGACAUCCCACAGCUGUGCAAAAUUGCAUGGGAGGGAUUCAAGAAUCAUGAUACACGCGUAAACCCAGGCAGUUCUACAGAAUUGCUGGACUGUUGUCUUAAAAGUGGCAUACUAACGUCCUACAAAAUAUCUGAGCAUCAGGAAAAUCAUUUUGCGGACCUUUUCACUCAGAAUCUCCUGAGCGCUGUGCACCUGGUACAGUCGAAACAGGUGAACGAAAAAAUGGUGGUGGCAAACAGCGUAGUCCAUCAGAAGAAACGAAAGAUUCAGGGAGAGUCGCAGGACGUGCUGCAGAGGUUUGUCACGGGCUUGAUCUUCCAGAAGCCUCCUGAUGGGCUCAGCAUCCUGGACAGCAGCAUCAACAUAAAAGCCAAAAGAAAGGCUGUCGAAACCCAUCUGGAGAGCAUGAAGCCUAAUGAUUUGGUUCCUGCCAGGUUACUAGAACUGUUUCAUUGUGUGUACGAGACCUGCAGUGCCAAAUUUGCCAAACUUCUGUUGAAGAACCUGCCUGAGCAUCUGUCGUUCUGUGGGACGCAACUUUGCCCGUCAGACGUGUACGUCAUAUGCCAUCUCCUUCAGCAUGCCAGCGGAUUGAAGCGGACCUUCUGCAUCAACCUGCAAGAUACAUGCAUUCCCAUCAGUGGCCUGAAAGAGCUUGUGGGACUCAAAUGUAUCAAAUCAUUCUGGGCACAUACAGCUGACACUAUUGGCUUAUGGGAGGACUUGCAUCAAAGCAAUGAUGAACUGAACCUGAAAAGUGCCAUUGAGAAGUUCACCUUGGAGCCAUUCAAGGCAACACAAGGGUAUCACGUAGAGAGCCUGCCCGUCCUUGUCCAAAUUCACAGAGAGAAGAAGUUACCAAUAAGUGAAUCUGUGUCUGCGCUGGAUGAAGGUGUACCAGCCCUUCGGCAUCUUAAGAGAGUGGAAUUUGAGCUUGGAGUGCAAAACGGUCCUGAACUUUUCCCCAAACUCGUAGAGGUUCUGCCUUCUCUGCAGUCUCUCCAGCAUCUAGACCUUGAGAAAAACCAAAUAGGAGACUCUGGAGCUGAGAAGCUUGCUGGCGUUUUACAUUUCCUGGAAUGUCUGAAAUUGCUAAAUCUGUCUCAGAACCACAUUGGAGAUGCCGGAGUGGAAAAACUGGCUAAAGCUUUGCCAUCAGUCCCUUCUCUACAGAGCCUCAGUCUCUAUGGAAAUGCAAUUGCUGACAGUGGAGCCGAACAUCUUGCUUUGGUUUUACCAAACAUGAACCUCCUACAGGAUCUGGAUGUAAAAUUCAACAAGUUCACAGACAUUGGAGCUACAAAGCUCAGCGCUGCUCUGAAAAACUGCACAGGAAUGAAGUCUCUGGAGCUUUGGAAUGACUGCAUUCCAUAUGGAGUUUUUGAACACCUCCGUCUUCAAGAUUCACGGAUAAGAUCACUUUAACGCACUUUUUAAAAUGGUCAUGUACUGGAUAUUGUUACAAGCACUGUUUUGGUUUUUUUUUACAAAAACAAAUUUCACCAUAAAAUUCAAAAUCUCAUCAACAUUUCGUCGUCUUAUAAUUAUAAAGUUCUAUCUGCAAUCUGAGCACCUUUGAGAUAUUGAGCUUCAAAGUUUUUGCAUCCUAUAAACUUUUGUAGAUAGAACCAUUUUUGUUUUCUAAAAAAAGGCCCAAAAUGUACACAUCUUACAAAAGAAACAUCACAUAAUGUAAAUAAGUUGCCACCAAAUAAGAUUAUGUGAAUAACUCAAUUUUGACAAAAAUGUCAGAUAGAACCUUAUUAUUCUAAGGUGACGAUGAGUCAACAAGGACACUAAACUGCUUUAAAAUGUUUCAGUUUCAGUGAGAUGACUUUGACUGAUAUCAUGACUGACUUGCACUUUCUGACACUUUUGUGCAUAUGCUUUUCCUCAGUACUAAAAGUACGUUUUAUACUGUAUUUUUUUAAACAAUAAAGACAUGUUUUAUGA